AUGAACUCGUUCUAUUUCCCAAUUGAAUUUGUCUAUGAAGACGGAUUCAGAGACAGGGACGAAUUGGUGGAAAGAGUGGGAGAGAUAGAGCAGUUGAAGAUUGUGGAUGAGCUGUUCUUCAGCAACCUGAUUCUCUCAAUUCAAAGGGGAGAAGAUGUCAAGAAGUUUGUUAGGCAGUUUUGUCCAAAAAUGGAUUCGAUGCUCUGUAUAACGAUAGAGGUGAGGAUGAAUGAAAGUGAGACAGAAGAGGAAAUGAGCAUUGUGUACAACAAGGAGACACUUUCUGAGCAAAUUGAGAUGCUUCUCUACAGCUGUAGAAGAAGGUGGGAGAAGACCAUUAGAAGUCAUUCUGGGCUGAAUUCAUUCACGAGUUUGUUCAAAACACCCUAUGCAACAAAAUGCCUGGCAGAUGCGUAUUAUUAUACGAAGAACUUUAGGAUGGCUGAGCAAUUUUAUCGGAAAAUUGUAAGGAACUACGCGUUGUAUACGGACAGGAUGAUAGGUCUCUGUGGUCACCAAAGAGGAUCAGAUACAAUGACGAUAUUCGCAGCAGACAUAUACAUGGCAAAUGACGAAUAUGACAAGUUGUACGACUGUAGAAAAGUAUGUGGAAUCAGGGAGCUACGAGACGCAAUUGAGCUCCAUCUGUUCCGUAACCUGGAGAAAACGCAGUUUGGAACAGCAAAGCAGCUUGUGAUCCUCUACAACCUGUUCAAGAAUAGUAUUAGCAUAAACAAUAGAGACGAAACAAACAAAAUGUAUAAUUUGUUUGUUCAAAGUAUAAAUAAACUUAAGAUGCAUAAAUCAGAAGAGGAGAAGAGAAUGUGGAACAGAAUCAUCGAACGAGCCACUGCCGAAUACAAAGAAAGCAGCAUCGAUAAAUAG
This is a messenger RNA of Enterospora canceri, 885 nucleotides long. NCBI's taxonomy places the organism in Eukaryota, Fungi, Microsporidia, Enterocytozoonidae. The record is from the annotation of a GenBank genome assembly.